Messenger RNA from Prinia subflava (tawny-flanked prinia), 1946 nucleotides. RefSeq names its product isocitrate dehydrogenase (NAD(+)) 3 non-catalytic subunit beta (gene IDH3B). Gene Ontology annotation, biological process: tricarboxylic acid cycle; isocitrate metabolic process. The record is from RefSeq and is a predicted model, not a curated record. Gene Ontology annotation, molecular function: oxidoreductase activity, acting on the CH-OH group of donors, NAD or NADP as acceptor; magnesium ion binding; NAD binding. The coding region runs from base 50 to 1216 and encodes 388 amino acids. NCBI's taxonomy places the organism in Eukaryota, Metazoa, Chordata, Aves, Passeriformes, Cisticolidae. Gene Ontology annotation, cellular component: mitochondrion. The transcript is spliced from 12 exons.
UUGCGUCACGUGCCGCGGCGCGGCCGCAGUGCAUUGUGGGCCCGCAGCGAUGGCGGCGCUGGGCGCAGGACGGGCGGCGGCGGCGGCGGCGGGCCUGCUGCGAGCCCCGGGCCUCGGCGUGUGGCGGGGGCUGGGCAGCUCGGCCGCGCUCCUGCAGCAGGCACAGGCCAAGCCCCACAAGGCGGAGGGGACGUUCCAGGUGACGAUGCUGCCGGGGGACGGCGUGGGCCCCGAGCUCAUGCACUCCGUCAAGGAGGUCUUCAAGGCCGGCAAUGUCCCCGUGGUGUUCGACGAGCACCACCUGAGCGAGGUGCAGAACACGGCGUCCGAGGAGAAGCUGGACCGCGUGGUGGACUCCAUGAAGGAGAGCAAGGUGGCCCUCAUCGGGAAGAUCCACACGCCCAUGGAGAUGUCUCACAAGGGAGACCUGGCGUCCUACGACAUGAGGCUCAGGAGGAAGCUGGACCUGUUUGCCAACGUGGUGCACGUGAAGAGCCUCCCGGGCUACCAGACCCGGCACAACAACCUGGACCUGGUGAUCAUCCGCGAGCAGACGGAGGGAGAGUACAGCUCCCUGGAGCACGAGAGUGUCAAGGGCGUGAUCGAGUGCCUCAAGAUCGUCACCAGGGCCAAGUCCCAGCGCAUCGCCAAAUUCGCCUUCGACUACGCCACCAAGAAGGGCCGCGCCAAGGUCACGGCCGUGCACAAGGCCAACAUCAUGAAGCUGGGGGACGGGCUGUUCCUGCAGUGCUGUAGGGAGGUGGCCGAGCUGUACCCCAAGAUCAAGUUCGACACCAUGAUCAUCGACAACUGCUGCAUGCAGCUGGUGCAGAACCCCUACCAGUUUGAUGUCCUGGUGAUGCCCAACCUCUACGGGAACAUCGUGGACAACCUGGCCGCGGGGCUGGUGGGCGGCGCCGGCGUCGUGCCCGGCGAGAGCUACAGCGCCGAGUACGCCGUGUUCGAGCUGGGAGCCCGGCACCCCUUCGCCCAGGCCGUGGGCAGGAACAUCGCCAACCCCACCGCCAUGCUGCUCUCGGCCUCCAACAUGCUGCGGCACCUCAACCUGGAAUACCACUCCAACAUGAUCUCAGACGCAGUGAAGAAGGUGAUCAAAGGUGGAAAGGUCCGGACGCGGGACCUGGGCGGUUACUCCACCACCUCCGACUUCGUCAAGUCCGUCAUUGACAACCUGCACCCCCACUACGGGGCUUAGGACCCCCGGCAGCCCCCAGCCCUCCCCAGACCCCCCCAGGGACCUUCACCAGCCCUGUCCCCACAGGGAUCGCUCUGGGGAGGGGACAGUGCGGAUUGUGGGGUUCACUGGGGGGGUUUGGGCAUGGGGCAGCGCCCCAAACUUGUAGGCAGCUCAUUGGGACCACCCAGCAUGGCUCUGGGACCCCCAGAGAUUCCUGUGGGGUCCCCGUUACUGCAGAAUCAUUCCCGUGGGACAUGGGACCUUGGACUGUGGGACCCCAUCCCUAUGGGAUCCCUAUUCCUAUGGGAUCCCUAUGACUGUGGGAUCCCCAUUCCUGUGGGGUUCUUCUGACUGUUGGACCAGUGGGAUCCCUGUGGAAAUGGGACCUCUGACUGUGGGAUCCCCACUCCUGUGGGAUCUGUGGGACCACCACAACUGGGACCAGUGAGACUGUGGGAUCCCUGUGUCCCCAUUCCCGUGGGAGCCAUCCCAUCCAGCUUUCAGCAAUAAACAGGGUGACAUCCCCACCCCCUUGGCAGCUGCUGGCACAGGUCCCCACGCAGGGACAAUUCCAGGCAUGGGACAGGGUUAGGGCAGCCCUCUGUGCCCCCCAUCCACGGGGACCGGGGGUUUCCUGGCUCUGAACCACCCCCGGGAGUCAAUCCCACGCUCCCAGUGCCCCGUGGGGCAGCCGUGGCCGUCGCAUCGUGCUCUGUACUCCGCUUUGCUAAUAAAGGCUCUGACGCUU